GGCCCGCCGAGGUUUGCGGGGAGGAGGAAGCGCCGCGGGGUCCCGGGAUCCCCCACGCGCGCGGGCCGAGGCCGGAACUUUUCUCCUCUCGCCGCGGGAUGGCGGCGGAAGCCGGAACCUUUCUUCUCGCGUCGCCGUUGGCGGGCGGAGGCGUGCGGAACCGGAACGGUCCUCCCGCGGCCGGGCUCGGGCCGCGGUCGCCGGCUGCUGACGUGGGCCGGCCGGGUGCCGGGCGCCGAGGGUGCGGGUCGCCGAGAGUGCGGGUCGCCAUGGCGGUGGACAUCACUCUGCUGUUCCGGGCCAGCGUCAAGACGGUGAAGACGCGCAACAAAGCGCUGGGAGUGGCGGUGGGCGGCGGGGUUGACGGCAGCCGCGACGAGCUGUUCCGCCGGAGCCCCCGGCCCAAAGGCGACUUCUCCAGCCGGGCGCGAGAAGUGAUUUCACACAUCGGCAAACUGAGAGAUUUUCUUCUGGAACACAGGAAAGAUUAUAUUAAUGCUUAUAGCCAUAUCAUGUCUGAAUAUGGGAAGAUGACAGACACAGAACGAGAUCAGAUAGACCAGGACGCUCAGACAUUCAUGAGGACCUGCUCAGAAGCAAUUCAGCAACUAAGAGCACAAGCCCACAAGGAGAUCCAUUCCCAGCAAGUGAAGGAGCACAGGAGCGCUGUUUUGGAUUUCAUAGAAGAUUACUUAAAAAGAGUGUGUAAACUUUACUCAGAACAAAGAGCCAUCCGAGUUAAACGAGUGGUGGAUAAGAAAAGAUUGGCCUUUGUUGGGGGCAUACAAGAAAUAAGAGCUCUACUUGGCUCUAUAACUGAUCUAAGCUGGAACCAGAACCAAAUACAAAAACAAAAGAAUCCAUGUUUUCUGAGAAAGUUUCACAGAAUCCUUCAAAAGACUCUGAAGAAAAGCCUAUCACUGAGGAAUAUCCAGAAAAGAUUCCAGCUGAAGCACAACCUGAAUUGGGAAGCUGGGGAGAUGGCAGAGGUGAAGAUGAGUUAUCGCCGGAGGAAAUACAAAUGGCAAAUUGAAGGGAAAGUGGUUGAAAUUUCCAGACUCCAAGAGAUAUUCACAGAAAAGGUUUUACAACAGGAAGCUGAGAUUGACAGCAUUCACCAAUUAGUUGUAGGGGCAACUGAGAACAUAAAGGAGGGCAACGAAGACAUCAGAGAGGCCAUUAAAAACAACGCCGGCUUCCGAGUGUGGGUCCUCUUCUUCCUGGUGAUGUGCUCCUUCUCCUUGCUCUUCCUCGACUGGUACGACAGCUAGGCUGGGAUGUCGUGCCUGCUGGCCUUGGGCGGUGGGUGCGCUACAAGAACUUGCACCCGGUCGCUUCUGGCCAACAGGGCGCUGCUGUGUGUCUCUAGCCCCAGAGUGUGGUUGUGACCAGAUUUUAUCACAGAGCCAUUUAGGGAGGGGGGCUGGGACAGACAUGUCCUGUCAUCAAAGGGAUGCCCCAACCUGUGCUUUGAAGACUAUUUAGUAGCUGAGAAAGAAAACACCGCGAACUGAAAGUACUCUGUGGCGGCAGUCCUGAGGCCAGAUGGACGACACGGAGAGGCGCUCGUUGGUACCUGCACCUGAACGGGAGGCCACCUCCCGCUCCGCCAGCUGUCCAGGGCUCACAGGAAGGCACCAGCCUUUCCCGCCUGGUGGCUUCAGGGAAGAGCCCUGGCUAAUAACGUCUCACAACAAACGAUCGCUUCUUUGUUUCCUGUGGCUUCUUGUCUGCCUGAGCCAAGUAGAAAAUAAAACUCACCUUUGCCUUGGUAAUCUACUAAAUACGAUUACAGCCACUUAA
This is a messenger RNA of Equus caballus (horse), 1803 nucleotides long. It is a transcript of the gene STX18, whose product is annotated as syntaxin 18. Gene Ontology annotation, cellular component: SNARE complex; membrane; endoplasmic reticulum. Gene Ontology annotation, biological process: intracellular protein transport; retrograde vesicle-mediated transport, Golgi to endoplasmic reticulum. Gene Ontology annotation, molecular function: SNAP receptor activity. The record is from RefSeq and is a predicted model, not a curated record. Lineage: Eukaryota; Metazoa; Chordata; Mammalia; Perissodactyla; Equidae.